CCACGGCAUGAUGAUGGUCCAGGUCAUCAUGCGCACAAGGCACGACGGCGUCACCUCUGGUGAGGACCACGUCAUCCUGCGCACUAGGCAAAACGGCGUCACCCCUGAGGAGGUGAGCGACAGCUACCACACCACCUGGCACAACCGCGUCACCCCAGAGGAGGUGAUCGACAGCUACGACACCACAUGGCACAGGGCCCCUGGAUCCUCACAGAUCGAUCGGGCUCGAGACAGCGUUGGGCACGCGCCGGCCUGAGGGCUGGCACAUCGUGCUGGGAUCAUCCAGACGUCUCGGCAUGCCAACAAUCAUCCCUGGUGGCGGCUAUGAAAUUGAGCGCCCCUGAUUUCGAGCAUACAGCCUACCCGGUGCUGCUGGCAUCAAGCGAUUUUCAGAAUUGGUGGGUGGCCGCUGACAAGCGCGAUUCGAUGACGGUGCCUUUCUUUCCGAGCCACAGCGCAGAGAACGCUGCUAUCUACCAGCACACGACAGGGGAGUGCACCCGCGUGCCUGGGAUGGGCUCCUCCGACGCGGAGACCACAACCUUGCCGCCGACGGAGCUGUUCGCUUCCACUCCCACGUACGUGAUGGUCUGUGUGGCGUGGUCAUCGGACAAGAUUGCCUGGCUGGAGGAUGAGGCGAACCACGAGAUCAUGGGGGCUGAGCGUGAGAACAUCGGUCUUCACUGCGACGCCGUCGGCGGGGUCUGCGGCUGGUCGUGUGGGUCGAGCUCCUCGGACACCGAUUUGCCCGGCUGCUCGGCGGGCGUGCUGAACGUGAACAACGAGGAGAGCACUGUCGCUGGGCGCAGCGUGCCGAACGCGAGCUUCGGCGGCUCCAUCGACGUGAGGGCUUGCUUAUCGGACCCUGGGUCCAAGGAGUGCAUCACCUCGACGGUCCCAUUCUCGGAGUGGCCGUGCACCCAGUGUCGCUACACGACGCGCGGGGAGAAUGAGAGGAAGGAGUACACCGACUACGACAGCCUCCCCCGGAUGCAGGUGAACUUGCGUGGUGCCGCGCAGGCCGACGGCUCACUGGUGGGAGCCGAUUCAGUGCCCCGCGCCUACGUCUUCACGACUGGCGUCGAUGCCAGUGGCGAGGGCCCUGCUGGAAUGAUGAGCGGAAAAUGGAAGAGGCUUUACAACCCCGCUGCAUACAAUGCCCUCGAGUCCCCCGCGCCAAUUCCGUUAGCACUCUACGAGGAAGAGGAGGUGGAGGACGACGAGACCACGCUGGCGCCGGCCUAUCAAGACGCGAGCUGGAAUGCGAUGCAGUUUCGGGACAUGAACAAGAUCUCGCUAAAGCCUGACAAGUGCUUUGCCGCGCGUGGGCCGCUCUACAUCGUCGCCUGCGCCGUGAACAGCAGCAUGUACGCGGAUAAGUUCGAGCUCGAGCUCGCGCAGACGGUGGCACCGCCGCCGUUCACCGACCGGUGCUUGGCGGUCGCCGGCAGGUGUGCGCACGCAUGCAUGGACCAAGGUGCUCCCCUGGAGCACUGCAACGCGGACGGCUCCAUCGAUUUUGCAGUGCUGACCUCGAAUUUCGAGACACCGGCAAACGACGGGUACGCAGUAAACUUUUUCGUGCUGGUGCUGCUCAUCGGCUUCGCGGUGAGGCUGGUGACGUAUUUCCCUGGCCUCUUCAUCCCAUACAAGCAUCCCAAAUACUACGACCCAGCAAUGACGGGUAAGCUCAAGUACAUCGCCGUCUGCUCGCCGAGUGGAGGUGAGACCAAGGCCUGUGUGCUGCGUAACGUGGUCGGCGCCUUCUCGGGCAUGCCCAGGAAGUGCCAGUGCCCCUUCUAUGUUGUCUUCGCCGACGAGGGCCAUAGGCACCCACAGAAGGUGAUGUUCAGAGCCCUGGUGACGGUCCUGCAGCACGUCCCAGACAUCUCCCUGAAUCAGAGCAAGGCCAACCGCUCGCCGCGGAACGGGUCCAUCGGUGGCUUCAAGGAGGACAACCUCAAGACCUUUACGAAGCUGUGGGUGGAGCAGACCCGCCUCUUCAGGCUUGAGCAGUGCAACACCGCGAAGACUGCGGACAAGAUCAAAAAGCUGAGGCAGGCACUCAAGGAGGAUGAGGAGCCCACGGCAGAGAUCAGGAAGCUGGAGAAGCAGCUCGACGACCUGGCUGGGGUCAACGCGCUCAAGACGCUGCAGGCCCGCGCUGGCUGGCCGAAGAGCGGGGACGGCUCGGAGGGUGGCGAGCUCAUCCGUGACCUCGAGGAGGCGCUUCAGCAGGUCCGGAAGGAGCUCGCGUGCGGCGAGAAGACAUUCGACGGGGCUGGCACGUGCGACAAGCGCGUGCCAGUUCACUUGGACGAUGUCGAGGCCUAUUCCUGGACCCCGCCCGCGUCGAGCUCGAAUCCGACCCCGGCGCCCCUGUACACGCUGCACUACCUUGCUCGCGCCAAGCCCGACGAGGAUGAUCGCAUCCUCAAGGUGCAGCACGUGGCCCGCGGGACGUGGUACUACAAGGUCCCCCAGCUGGAGGAGGCCCGGGGCCAGAAGAGCUGGCUCGAGUGGCGCCGGCACGCGCAGGAGUUCACCGACGCGGACUUCGACACGAAGAAGUAG
Messenger RNA from Prorocentrum cordatum, 2574 nucleotides. The record is from the annotation of a GenBank genome assembly. Lineage: Eukaryota; Dinophyceae; Prorocentrales; Prorocentraceae.